AUGUCAUUUCCACUUCACCCUGAGAAAUAUUUGGUGGGUCGGUGCGUUUUUCGGAGGAAUCCCUACAGGUUUGUUGUGUUUUGAACUUUGAAAAAAUAGAUUUUUUUAAUAUUGAUAGAAGUUAAACAGAAAAUGGCAAUUUUUUAAUAUUUCAUAAUGAAAGAGCACUGUUCAAGCUUUUUUUAAAAUUAUGAAAACGUUAUAUAAAGAAUAUAAAAAUGAGAAAAGAUUCGCGGAAAAAUUGUGAAAUGACAGAAAGCGCGCUCCAACUCACGUUUGCAAGCCACUUAAGAAAAACUCAUUCUUUUUACAUUUAUCGCUAUUUUUUUAAUCCAUUUUCGAUUUUUUUAGUGAAUAUUUCUUGUUUUUUAUGAGUUCCACGCUUCCCUUUUCAUUAAUUGCCACUUUUUUCGGGUAUUGAAUCGAAAUUUUUUUUCGCUUCAAUUCAAAUUUUGAAUCAGUUUUGUAUUUUCCAUAAACUUUCUCACGGUUUUGUAUAAUGCUUUUGUUGAACCGAUUUCUAUGAUUGAAGCUUAUUUCUUGGAAUUUUCAUCGAAAUUUUCGUCAAAAAAAGUCAGUCGGAAGUUUUGCUUCGUAAUAAUAUUUUUUUAGUUUUCGACGUUUUUAAUUUUUUUCAAGUUGUUAUUCAGCGAUUAAAAAGGAAUUUUUUUCAGGUUUUUUUUUUCAAUUAUUUCAAAUUGAUUCGAAGUUUUUUGAUUAUUUGUUUGAUAUAUAAUAUUUCUGAAGUUUAAAACCUAUUUUCUUCUGAAAACGUCUUGAUGUAACUUUUAACAUUUGAAAGAAAUUUUCGUUUCAAGAUCUUACUGAAGUUUUAAUACUUUUUUUAAACUUCCAGCGAAAGUUUCUAAAGCAUAUUGAAAAACUUAAAUUUCAUUCAAUAAAGCCUCCCGUUAUCUUGAUCUCACUAGAAAGUUUGAUGUUUGGACUUGAGACCGCCUGAUCAAACUGAAUCGAAUCGAAACGGGUCCAACCGAGACUUUUUCGUGUGUAAAGUUGUGAGAAUUAUCACAGAAAGUGAUAUACACGCAGUGGUUGUGAUUCCAUUCAUUAGUUCAGUUGUAACACGACCGUUCCGACCAAUUUGAGACGUUGUUUUCAGCGGCGGAUCGAAAAGAGUGACGGAAAGUCACGAUACGCCAGAUUUGUACGCUAUUGUUGAGGUGGAUGAGACCGACGAUGGUCCUUCUUGUGCUGUUGGUUCGUUUUGAGGGAAUUCGGGCCUGAAAUGGUCACAAAUCUUACUAUGGAAUGUUCUCAACUCACAGAGUGACUUCUGAAUGAGACCGAGUUUUCUAUAUGUACUUUUUCCCGCUGAUUCCAAAUCUGGUCUCAAAAAUUGCCCACAAAGCCUGUGAAAAAAGCGAGGGACUCUUAAAAGUCGAAAGUUACAAUAUCCCAGAUCGAUCUCAUUUUUUGAAGGUACAGUACCCUCAGGAAAGAUACGAAAAAAGCUACUUUGGUCCCAACUUUCUUGUAAGGAAUUUGUCUUCCUGAAAGUUUCUGAAGCUACGUUUUUUCCCUGUGAAUUGAAACUUCAUCAGAGUGUUUAAAAUAACAGUCACCAGAAUUUCAGACAGAUUAAAUUUCUUCCAAGAAAGUUGUUACCGAAACCCGUUUUUCGUUUCUUUUCUGACGGUACUGUAUAUAAUUCUCAAUGAUGAUCAUAUUUUUUAAGGUUUAGUCCUUGUGUUUGACCCCCGAAAAAUAUUUUCUUUUAAAUUUCAAACUAUUUCACUAAGAAAAUGUUUUUCCAAAAAAAAAAAACCUUCCUUCCGCCGAGUUUCGUCAACGAUGAACAUUUUUGUACCAAAAAAGAGACAGAAAGGAACGAGGGAUUAAAAAAAAAAAAACUUUCCUUGUUCUUGGAAUUUUUAAAAAAACCUCUAGUUUUAAGGUCUUUGAAAUGCUCUGACCAUUAGGAAGUUUUUCGAAAAAUUAUUGCUUUCAAAGAUCAGAAGAGUUUUUUUCAAUGUUUACCCUCCCACAUAAAUUUUUUUUGAGUUUAAAGAUUCAUGGCUGUUUUGUUUAAAGGAGCAUAAAACGUGCUCUUUUUAAGUCUUUUCCCUUCGAGACCUUUUGCGCAACAUCACAUGUGAACAGAAUUUAUAUCUUUUCAGCUCCAGAGAACAUUAAAAAACCGAAAGUAGAAAAAAAUGGCGAAAGUUCGAAGAAAACCGUGGGGAAACCAGUCACUCAGGUAAUUUUUAAAAAUUAAGCGAAAAAAUUGAUAUCGAUUUGAAGAUGACGCCAUGUUCGGAAGAUCCUCGGAUUGUGAGCAAUGGAGCGAAAUGGAUGGCGAAGUAAUCGAAUAAUUGGGGAGGUCGCAUGGAGAAUGGCUUGAUGCGUUGCGGUCGCUGAGCGGAUUUUAUGAAAAGAUGUGAUAUAGCACAUUCUGCGCCAGCUUGUCACGAUUUUGAUUAUCCUCCGAGCUUCAGAACGCUUACGAGAAGCUUCCCUUUCAGAAGUCCCGUUAUUUUAAAGGCGCAUACAAAGAGACACGCCGCGCGCAUUGAGGGGAAUUUUCAUGUUUCUCUGACAUCGCCGGUGAGGGAACAGAACCAUUAGACACAUGAAAGCUUCAAAGUCGUGGCAAACCAUUCAACGGGCUAGAAAGGGGAAAUUGUGCAAAGUCGCUUCAGGUCGGGCGCAACAGCAAGUUGGUAACACAACGCAAAACAGAUUUUUCCCGGCAUUUCUAGUGAACGCUUUGGUAGCUUCAGAGCUCUUAAGGGAUACAUCGUUCAGAAUGAUCCGGUGAUUUUACCAAGAGCCGAGGGAGUGGUACCAAUUUUUGAACCUCCAUUAUAAUCACGACAUUUUGAGCCAUCCCAUGCGAUUUCCAACCAUUUUGAAAACUAAUUGUAAAUUUUUCCCUCCAGAAUUUUUGUUCCGAACGCAUUUAUGGGGAUGUUCAUCGGAAUGCACGGACAAGCCCGUCGUGAACUUGAGGACUCGACGAAUUGUCGCCUGAAGACACCAAGAAGGGGCUCAAAUGAACCUGUCGGUGGGCCCUUUCGUAGAAAUUUCUGACCUGUCUGCGCUCUCUUUUCUCUUGCUAUCGACCACGAGAAUCACCCGAUAAAGGUCCUGAAAGUCUCAAAAUGCACAAACUUCUAGUUUUCGAAAAACGAGGCUCCGAAAUGGCCUAUUUUAACAGGUUUUGAGGGUUUCCUUUGACUUUGAGUCUUCGUUUCUUGACCGCAAAUUAGAAGAUGUCCUUCCUGAUGAGAGAAAAGAGAUCACAGAGAAGCCAGACUGGUCGGAGUUUUGAGGAAUGACAUAUAUGAAGAUUAUUUCUAGAAAUCACCUCGUUCGGCGGCUUGGACUACGUCCAAAGAUGCAUGGAUCGUAUCGAGUUGUUCAAUAUCGAAGCGAGGAAAACGGUAAAAACAGUGAUCGGAAAUUUGAUCUCUGCUCCUUUAAUAGGACUAUUGACGCUUGAGAGGCUUACUAAAGGCGCAGUAGUUAAGAGAAUUUAUUCUUAAGCUGGAUUUCCGAACUUGAGCUUAUGCAUCUACCUUGAGAGGCUUAUUAAAGGGACAGCAGUCGAAAAAAUAAUUUUCCAAAAAGAAAUUUAUUUUCAUUAUUACUAACUUCAUAUUAGCUUUUUGUCACUUCGAAUAAGGCUAAAAUUUAGUAACCUCUUUAGGAGUUUAAGGCUACUAAUAAUUUAAGUGGCCACUCAAACGCCAAAUAAGGGAUUCUAUAGAGGGGGCACUUUAGUGUUCUCUCCAAGUGGUCCUUGAGGGGCCUCUUAAGUGGUCACUAGAGCUUCUCCCAGCAUGUUGUCCUCUCUUCGGAACAGAACUGAGAAAUUUUUUAGUGGCCACUAUAGGGUUUUGAGGCUUUAGGGGCCACUACAGUAGUCAAAAUAGGGGACACUUUAGGGGUUAAAAAUUAGUGUUCACUAUAGAAGUCUAAGUGCUUCUACUAGAUCACUCAAAAUUUUAGUGACCACUUUAGUGUUCUCUCCCACUAGUCCUUGGCGAGCCUCUAUAGAAAAAUUUUCCCACGAAUUUCACAAUUUUCGAAUUAAAAGUCAGGAUUUUUGAUUUCCCAAACCAGACUGUUGUCUUCUGACGAAUUUCCAGAAAUCAAAAUAAGAAAAUACAGGCGCGCGUGACGCAUUUCGUGGCGAUCCCAUGCAACUUGCCCGACGUGAUGACGUCAUUCGAGGCGUUUCGGCACAUAAUCAACGGAAACGAAGCGUACCACGUGGGAAGACGAAAAUUCCUUCCCGGUUGUUGUCAAUGAAGUCGUGAUUGAAGGAGACGUGCAAAAAGCCGAAACUGUUCACGUCGAAGGACAAACUCCACGUGACGAUCAGCGUCUUGUGGGUGUUCACCGACGAGGACAUGGCCAAGGUCACCUUGGUCCUCAACGACGUCCGCCAAGAGUUGAAGUCAGGGACACCAGAUUUUGAGGAUUCUGCCCAUAUUUAUCAAAUAUAACUGUGGAAAAAGGAAAAUAACCUCGAGAACUUCCCAAAAACUGACCAAAACGUUUUUUACUUAUGAACCCUAGAGUGAUCCCUAGAAUGGCAACCCCAAGGGCUCUCCUAGACUCCUCACGGGACCACCUAACGCUCCCUAUAGGGGCGCUGAAGCUUUCAAAAUUGGCCCUUAUAGAGGUUUCAGUUAGUGGCCACUCUAGGGUGCACUUUAGUCGAGUAGUGUCAUAAAUUCAUGAGGAAACUUUUAGUGCCCACUAUAGAGGCUCCCCAAGGACUACUUGAAGAGGACACUAAAGUGGCCACUAUUUGUUCAUUAGUGGCAACUUUAGUAGUUUUAGUAGAUCUAGUAAGUACCACUUGGAACUCUAUAGUGCCCACUAAUUUUCAACCCCUGUAGUGGCCACUAUUUUGACUAUUACAGUGGCCACUAGAACGUCAAAACCAUAUUGAGGCCAAUCAAAUUUUUCGCAGUCUAUAAGAAGAAGCAUUUCUACGUCUCUCAAGUCACAACGAAAACAUUUAGAAGACCCCUUUAGUGACCACUUGAGCUUUAAGGGUGGGUCCUGAACUACUAUAGGGGCCACCUAAAUUAUAGCCCUCUUGGGAGCACUAUCUUGUUCACUAUAGGGACUUCUAUCCUAGCCCCUCUUGUGGUGUAAAGGAAAAUGAAGAGACGACUUUUUUUUUAGAUUAUAAAACUUACCGCUCCAUCACACUCUGUGUAGUGAGAAUACGCAGCUGGUGCAUAAUGAAUUUCAAUCUUUCUUUGAUAAAAUCGAAGUUUUCUUUCCAGAAAACUGUUCAAAUUCCCAUUGAUGGCUGAGCUGAAGGGAAUCGACAUCAUGAACGACGAUCCACACAACGCCCAGGUGCUUUUCGCCAAGUUGGAGGGCGAAAAGUUGGUUUUUUUGAUGGCUUAUUCAAAAUAGCUUUAAAGCUACUUUGAAAUGUCAAAGUUUAAACAUUUUUGGGAAUACAGCCUUUUUUUAAAGUUUUUCUAAUCCUUUUCAAAAUAUUAGUUGGCUCAGAACCCUUGCUUGUCUUCAAAUAACACUUACUUAGGAACUUCAGAGUGGUCCCUAUAGGGACAGCCUUAAGGUCCCUCGAAGGGUCUCCUCUAGGCUUUACCAACCCCUAUAGGGGCCACUAAAGCUUGCAAAAGGGGUCCCUAUAGGAGUUUUAGUUAGUGGGCGCUCUAGGGGACAUUCUAGUCGGUAAUUUUCAUGAAAACUAUGCGAAAAAGUAUUUCACGCGAAAAGCUCGAAAAAAUAACCUUUCUUUUGAAUAAAACGACCUCUAUAGGGACCACUUGCGUUUUAGGGGCUAAAAGGUCAGAUCCUAAAUUCCUUUAGAGACCACCUUGAUUUAACCCCUAUAGGGACCACUUUAUUCAUAACUCAACUUGCGUCGCGGCUUGCGGAGCGGUGAAAAUUUUGCCAAUUUAUUGAAAUUUUUCUAUUUUAUCUUUGUGAAAUUAAAAGCAGAAACGAAAAAUUUGAAAUCGGCGUACUCUAUUCGCUUUUAAUUGCCUAUUGAGGAUGUUUCGAAUCGACUAUAUAUCUUCUGAAAAGAUUAAAUGAACUAUUUGAAGUGUCCAAGAGGUGACGAAUUUGGUGAAGCAACGGCUGGUGGAAGCCGGCCUGGCCCGACACGAAUCCCUGGACGAAAACGUCAAAAUUCACGUCACUUUGAUGAAUUCUCGAUAUAUUGUUCAGGUUUCCCCCAAGUUUCUUUUUUCAUUAUUUAUAGGCAGAGUCGGGAAGGUUCAAUAGAAAUGUUCCUUUUUGAGCUAUUCAGUCGGCUUUUAUGCACCAUUUUUGCUGCCUUUCCACAGCCUUUUUUGAGCUUUUUAGCAGCCAUUAUCCAUCAUUCUGACUUUGCCCGAGUUCAAAUAAAAAAAAAACUUUCAUUGUUUUUCAUCAUGCUUCUUUGUAACCUCAAACUUACAUGUCUAAAAGUUUUUUGAAAUCGAAAAAAAAGAGAUUACCGUUUUCGAAAAAGUUUCAAGUCUAAAUAGUCGAAAAGAUUGUCGCUUUUGUUUUUUUCUCCAUAACUGAUUAAAUUUUUGAGAAUAAGUCAUUUUGGAACCGAUUAGGGAGGGAGUUGAACUUUUAAAAAAGGAUUAGGAUUCGACAAUGCUAAUUUUUUUCGUUUCAAUUAAACGCUUUUGUUGAUACAUUUCUGCUGUUUUUCCUCUUUUUAAGGUUUUCUACGAAUUCUUCAAGUUUUUUUCCGGUUCUAAAACGUCCAAUUUUUUUUUCGCUUUUUUUGUAUUGGAGUUCAAGAAAUGGAAAAUUUUUAAUUGAAGAAAAAAAGAGUAUAAGGAAAAAAAAGUUGGAAAAAAAUUCGGAACGGGUUGUGAGAUUUCCGAAAGUUUUGAAAUCCUCUAGAACUUGAAAUCGGAAAAAAAGCUCACAUCUGUCCAAUAAAAGUCAAUUUUUUAAAUUUUCGUUUCAAAAUUUUAAGCCCAUUUUUCAGAGUAGCGACCUGCGCAAGUACCAUUUCGAUGCGUCGAAAAUCCUGGAAAACUUUAAAGAUUAUUAUUUCGGCCCGGUUCAAGUCAACGAGGUCUGAACUUAUUUUUUCUCAUCCAUCAAAAAAUAUAAUUUCAGAUUUGCCUUUGCCCGCUGAACUCUCAAACGGGAAAAGCGCAAUUUUACCCGAAACUCGUCACAAUUUCUUUAAAUUAAUCGACAAAAAAAAAUAUUUGUCCUUUUAAGGUUAUAAAAAUGUUAUUUAUAUGAGGACUUUGCGUCAAGUUGUGGCAAACUAAUGGAGUUUCGGGAAUAAUUAAAGAGUUCGCGGCGAGAAUGCGCCGGUUUUUUUCUUGGCUUCUCGACUGAAGAGGAAGGAUCUGGUUUGCCUAUUCUUCUAUACUAUAAGGGCCUAGGUCCGUUCUUGAGGUGUCUAGGAAUUGCAUCAUUUUUUUGGUUUUCCAAAGUUUUCUUGGAAAAAGUAAUCGAUUGCUAACUUUCAGAACAGUUUGCUUUUUUCAUUUUUUAUAUUUCUCAUAAAAGACUCUUUGCUUUAGUGACCACUUAUGGCUCUUCAUGAAUAGUUCAGAAUAAAACCCUCAAGUGGGCACUUAGUCUCGGAGAGGAAUACCCUAAAAAUGCCUUUCACUUCUUUUCUUUUUUAUUCCUUCAGUGUCUCAUUAAAAAAAGGCUCUCCGCUUUAGUGACCACUUAUGGUUCCACAUAAACACUUUAGGAUAAACCCCUUAAGUGGCCACUUAGUCUCGAAUUUCGGAAAGAAGUGGUUUCCUUCAGAAAAACUAGUUUUUUGUCUCAUAAAAAAAGACUCUUAACUUUAGUGACUACUUAUGACUUAUUAUAAACCUCUCCAGUGGUCACUUUAUCUAGGGCUGUAGAGGGAAGUACUCAAAGAAUGCCCUUCGAAAGUACUUUUACUUUUUACUUUUUAAUUUCUCUUUUUUUUUCGAAAAAGGAAGGCUGUUUGCUUUGGUGACCACAUAUGGCUCCACAUAAACACUUUAGGAUAUACCCCUCAAGUGGUCACUUAGUCUCGGAUUUUGGAGGGGUUCCCCCAAGAGUUUCCUUCAUAACACUUGUUUUUUUUUCAUUGUGUCAUAUAAAAAAAGACUCUUCACAAACUUCGGAGAGUGGUUCCGAAAGAAAACUUAUUUACUUUAUAUUCCGUCAAUGUCUUAUUUUAAAAAAAGUCUCUUCGCUUUAGUGAUCACUUGACGCUUCACAUGAACCCCUCCAGUGGCCACUUAGUUUUUUUAUUAGACAUCAAUCAUUUGUAGCUGGAACCCUCAUCCCGAAUCCCCAAAGAAACGCUCUGGCGUAACAAUUUUGGGGUUUGUCUGAUUGGCUGCCUCCGCCCUUUAUUGAUCGAAAGCAGGCUGUACUGCAAAAGUCUGGGUCCGUUUUUGGAGCUGUCUGGAAACUGUAGUGUUCAUUUUUCUCCAAGGGGGAUGAUUUUUGUUCAGUUUUUUUCCAAAGUUCACUAUAGUUAUCACUGUAGAAAGGAACUUCUCAAGACAGCCCUCUUGGAAAGUAAUUUGGUUCUUCGGCGGAUAUUUGAGUUGAAAACUGAGAUUAAUUACAAUUUUCGAAUCGAUUUGAAGGAAGGGAGGUUAGGAAAAGUCCAAUUUUUGAUGCCUUUUCACCUUCUCCUCCCCCAAAAGCGCCAAAAUCGAGAAAAGACGGACGAUCCAGAAUGAUUGGGAAGAAGAAAAAGAAGAAGAAGAGAGGACAACAGGCUGAAGAUAAGGCGGCGGCUUCUGCCCCCCAUGUCGUGGCUGCCAUCCUCCGGCGCCAAUCUUCCACUCGAUUCUCGAUUUUUUUUUCUUCCUUCCAGGCCUUGUUCACACUUCCAGACCUUAUUCAGUCCGGAAUCUUGAUUUUUGCAAAUUCUUACUGAUUUAUGUAGUCUUUCCCCAUGUCUUGAAAAGUUAUGAAAAUUUAUUUCGAGCUUUUUUUUUCAGAAGAUCACUAUAAUAGCUUUCUUGAGUUUUUUUAAAAGGUACCUGGCGCGGAAGUUCGAGAAUUUUUUUCAUACUUUUUUUCGAAAAAAAGUGACACACCAAGACCCUUCAAAAAAACUUCGGAAGACAAUUUUGAGUUUAAAAAAAUUCGAAAAAAAUUAAUUUUUUUUCCCUUCCAUUCAUUAUUAUUAUUUCUUUUUUUCACCUUCACCGGGUCGAAAAAAACCAAAAAAAGUUACGAAGAAUCGAGUAUAUGAAAUUUUUUUAGCAUUUUACAUUUGUCAAUCAUUUUUUUCUCAAAUCAGUUUCGUUUCAAAAAAAUAAUAAUAAUUUUUUGCGAUACUCUGUUUUUUUCGAUCACAAAUUUACCCUUGAAAAUUCCUAUUUUUCCCUAUUUCAAUAGUAUACUUUUUCAUUUGAACCAUUGUUGAUUUUCUAAAAACUUGAAAAAUCGAAAAAUUUGGAAGAGAUUUUAAUUUUAAAUUUCAAAAAAAGCGAGACGAUGUGUUUUGUACGCAAUGAGUGUGUGCUUGCGUACAAUGCGUCCUGCCGACGCGCAAAUUUAUUUUUAAUAAAUUUUUCCAUUGUUCUUGCGGUUUUCUUCUGCUUUCAAAUGGUUAGUUUUAUUUUUUUCAAUAUUUAAUAAGAACAAAAAUCAAAGAAUAAUUAUAAACUAAGUGAUUUCUUCUAUUUUCCGUUGUUUCCCUUUUUUUCAAUCCUUCUGAUAAAAACCGGCAUUUUGUUUCAUGUAAUUUUUUUGUUCUUGUUAGAAUUUUUUUGUAAGUUUUGUUAGAGUUGAAUAAUUUCUGAAUUCAAGUCAAUAAUAAAUAUAUUUUAUAAUACUUUUUAGGAGGAAAGGCAAGUGACGGAACUCGGCGCGGAUGCUUUUUCCACGCCGCUGUUGCCGUCCUGCUUGUCGGCUUGGCAGAAACGGUUCGAUUUAUUUUUGUUUUAUGGAUAGUUCAACCUUAGUAUCAAAUUUAUGGUUUGGUAUGUACUUUCUUGAAAAACUGAGCAGAAAACUGUGAAAAGUCAAAGAAUUAGUCGUUUUUUACCUGAAGUUUUGGACCAAAAAACAGGGUUUAAAUAGGAAAUUUUGGACCAAAAAACAGUUUUAAAUAGGAAAUUUGUCGCAGCCAAGUUUCAGCGCAUUUCAAAUCCAAAAAAUCAUAGAAAUUCCUGGAAAUCGUACUUUUGUGUUAGCUCAGUUCUUGGCCAUUUGCCAGCCAAAGAAGCGGUCAAAUAAAUUCGGCCGAAUGUUGCAUAACUCAGGCGCGCCAUCGUUUUCUUUUCUUCUCUCACUGCUUUUAAUGAAUACCGGAUUUUUUGUCCUCGAAGUGUGUGCGCCUCUUCCUGGGGUGGCUAAUAACGUUCCGAACUGGAUGCAUAUGUUUCUUUGUGAAUCCGUGCCAUUGAUCCUGAUUAGGUCGGAGGGUUGAAGUUUUGAUAACUUAUAUCCUUAAUCCAAUCUUUAAUAAUAUGAACGAGACUUGUUAGACAUAAAUUAGAAACGGCAGAGUGGUUUCUAUACGGGUUAGGGGGAAAAAAGCAGCCCUAGAGGGGUGAAAUUUAGGUAGUCCCUAUAGGGGUUCAGGGUCUGACCACUAACUUUUAAGAGAUCGUUUAUUACCCCCCUUUGAAUUUUUUUGAUGAAACUUCGGUGAAAUGAACUUUAGGACCUCUUGAUUCCAGAACAAGAAAAUAACUUCUUGCAAUAGAUCUUUUAUUCGACUUAUAAAGCUUCAAAGUCCGCAAAAAAUGCCAAAAAUGUACAAAAAGGCGCUAUUUUAAGCUUUUGGAACGUCUUAACUCGAAAAAAAGAUCUAUUUCUAGAAUUUUUCGGUUGUCCUGCAAUCAGAAGGCUCCAAAGUACACUUCAGCAAAAUUCAUUAAAAGUUCAUCGGAAGGGGGACGUUCCCUAGUAAGUCCCUAUAGAGGUUUCUUAUUUUUUUCUCACAGAUCUGAAAUUUGACAAAUUCAAUAAAAAUUCGAUCGAUCAAUCCUCUGUUGAUAUUUUUCAUUCACAAGAGUUAAUUUUUCGAGUUUUUCAAAUGGAAAUGCUUCUAGAUUAAAAAAACACUUCCCUAUAGGGGCCACUAAACAGUUCUUAAGAAAAGAAAAUAUUGAAAGUAAGAAAGAAUUUUUCCUGUUUUUCAUGAUUCAACAGAGAAUCUUCUCUCAAAAACUGAAUAAACUUGGUAAAUUUUAACAAAUCUAGUGAAAAAAAAAGUGAGAGAAAUACCUAGAUUUCCAGGCCGAAGACCUGGUACUGGUCGACGGGGGACAACCUUUGAAAAUCCAGCGUCGCAGUCCGCCGCGCCAAAAACGUUGGUUCUUUUUUGUCCCGUUGCAUGACGUAAUCCCGACCCAAUCACAGUCAAAUCACGGGAUUUGCCGGUCGAUGACGUCAUCCAUGCGCCCGUCGACAAUCAGCGCGUCUUCACCAAAGAAAAGUUGGUCGAUUUUUGAUUUUUUCUGUCGACUUUUUAUUUUCAGCUUCUACAUCAAUGGCAUGCAUCCGAUGCGCAAGGAAAUGAAGAGUAAGAUUUUUACGCAGGAAAAGGGCUUUUUCGCUUAUUUUUUCAUUAGGGAAGGGUCUGAAUUAAACAAUCUCUUAAGUAUUGGCUAUGGGGUCCAGAUAAAUGACCCCUUGGGGAGAAUUUCAUUGAAAUCUAUCUUACGGUAUACUUGGAAAAAUAAUAAUACUGUUGUCAUACUUGUUAUAAUACUGCUGCCAGGAGUAGGUUGAUGUUGUUUAUCCGUUAGGUCUAGGCUAAGGUCCUUCAAACUUCUAGAAAAGGCCUCCAGAAAGUUUCAAAGUUUCGACCAGAAACCCUUCGAAAUCUUCUCAUCUCCAGCUCAAUACAGAAGUUCCUAGUAUUGUAAAAAAAAAAUUGAAAAGUUCGGCAAAAGCGCGUUUUGCAGCAAAGUUGCUCCAUGGACAAAAAUCAGCAUUUUUCAAUUUUUCGUUUUUUUUUUAUUGGAACCAUUCAUGAACCUUUAAUUUUUAAUGAUUCUCGCAAUCUCAUUUUCACAUAUCUUCCGAAUUUGAAAUGGCGGAUAAUGAAAAAAGGAGAGGCUCAAAAAAGGAGCCUUUGUCAUCCUGAAAGGAACAUUUCUAUGGAGCCUUUUUCCACCCUUUUCGACUUUGCCUAUGUUUAAUGAAUUGGUAGACAUUUUCUUUUAACUCUGAGCGUCUUGGGUAUCUUCCCUGACCUGUUUAAAUAAUUUCAAGCGUAAAUUCAGAAUCAGCUUGAAAAAAGACAUCUAAAGGUCUCGUCCAGAAGUCCCAGCUUCCCAUCCCAACAAUUAUGCAGAAAUAUAGUAUCUUGUGUAUUUCAGUGUACCUGGAGAUGCUCACCGACGGCAAGGGCUCCAUCCAGGACAUUGAUUCAUAUUUCGUGACGCCGCCGCCUCGUCGCACGACGAUUCUGCCGCGAGGCGAGCCGAUGACGUCAUCGUCUCCGACGCCGGUGGAGCCUGACGUCAGUCGCAUCUCGAACGGCAGCCACGACGAGGACCGUCAUCAGCUGCGACUCGUCACUCUGCCGCCGACCAAGCCGACUACUCCACCUCCUUAUAAGCAUAAUAGCGUUAGUUAAAAUGGAGCUUGACGCUUUUAUAAUGAUUUUUCAGUUCAAAUUUAAGAAAAUAUUGGGAUUUUAAAAAUUUUUAGUCUUAAGUAAUAAGCUUGUUGAAGUUGGAGUUCGAAGCAUUCAAAUGGGUUUUUUUAGUUCGAUGUUGAGAGGUUUUCGUGAUCCUGAGAGUUUUUAAUCUUAUCGUGUAGCUUGAAAUUUUAUUAAAACUCCAAAAAAUCGCUUUUUUCUGAUCAUAGAAAUUAUGGUUGAUGGGCUACUACAUGGAAUUCGAUUUUUGAUUUGAAAACAUAUAGAGCUUCGAAGAAAAGAGGAAAACAUAGUUAAAAUGAACCACAGAAUUUCGAUUUUAAAAAAGACACUAAAAAGGAGAUUUUCCAGCUCCGCCGUCGUCAUAUCCUGCCCGCGGGGUCCUUCGAAAAACCGCCGUCUCCGCCCCUUUUGUCCACAAAUCAACAGUCAGCACCUUUAUUAUCACCUAUUCCUCAGCCUGCGCCAGUCCUACCGCCUCUCUCCUUGACGUAACCUGCCUAAAAAUCUUGCUCCUAUGUUUCGGCUCAUUUAAGCCCGCAAGCCGAUCCGAUUGGACCGACGGUCCGAUUCCCGGCCCAAGCUUGGCAAGUGCCACCGCUGCAGACGCCGUCGGCCCAGCCGACGCCCUUCGGAUCGCUCUUCGACGGAUCGGCCGUAGCGCCGUCGCCCUUGGCUCCGCCGCCGAAUCCCUUCUUCCCCACUCCCUAUGUUCAUCAGCCGACGACUCCAAUCGGUCAAUCGUUUGAUUUGUUUUGGUCGCAUGGAGAAUGGCUCAAAGACUGAUUGUCACUUAUGGCGGAUGUUAUGUACUUCUAAGGAGGAAAUCUUGCAAAAUGGCCACGGAAGGGGUUUUAGUUAGUUACCACUCUGGAGGAGCAUUAUUAGCGUCAUUAUUUGAUCCCGACGUAUAUUUUUUAUCUUAAUGUCAUAACAAAAAUCGAACGACCACUAUAGGGUCCACUUAGGGGGUCAGACCCUAUAGGAAACCCCGGAUUUUAGCCGUCUAAAGGCUCUCCCCUAUAGGGGCUGUUUUAUCCCUAACCCCUCUAGGGACCACUCUUGCGUUCCUAAUUAUGUCACAAGUAACGCUAUGCCAAGCGCGAUAUCGCUAUGUUCCCGCGAUAUCGCAAACGUCUCGCGCUAUAUCGUUUUUCUCCAAUUUGAUCUAUUUCAUCAUAAGAAAAAUCUUGUUUUUCAAGUUUCAAACUUAUAAGAAAGAGCGAUAUGGCAGCGAGACUUUGACGAGGUCGCAGCAAAAAUUUUUGGCCAUAUCGUUUACGAUCCGCUGCGAUAUAGUUAAAUCGUGAUUCCUCAGAGACCUCUCUGGCGUUUCCUAAGUUUAUCACAACGAGAGUAAAGCUAUGCCGCGCGCGCGAUAUCGCUCCCUUCAAGCUGCGACAUCGCGAACGUCUCGCGCUAUAUCGCUUUAGAAAAAUAAAGCAAAAUCUUGUUCUUCAAGUUUCUGAUUCAUAACAUGCGACCAGAAAUUUCAAAAAUUUUUAAAAAAAGAAGACGGAAUCUUUUUUUCAGAAAAAAACUCAAUAUUUCAUUUUAAGUUUUGAAAUUUUAAUUUUUUUGAAGCUUUAAGCUUAAUAAAUGUCAUUUUUUGGUAAUAUUUAGCAUUUUCAGUUCGAAACGAUUCGUAUAACCCAUUUAUACCGAUUCCAUUGGGACCCCUGCCACAACUCCCAUCCCUGUUUCAGAAUAACCAGGUAAAGAUUCAAAAAUUGGUUCUUCCGCUGCAUACAAGUGAAUCAUUAUCAAGAUUCAAAUUGCAUAUUUAUCAAAAAAAUUCUUUAUAUUUAAGAACAAUUUUCAGCCCUACGAUCCAAGACCGCCACCGCCGAUAGAACAGCCGCCAGCUCAUAGGGUUAAUCAAAUAAAAUAAAAUAAAAUAUUAAAUAAUUUUCCAGACCCCAGUCCGAGUCGGCUCAUUCGCCAGAAGCAUGCAGGCGACCCCGAUUCCCCUACUUUCUUCCGCCAGUUAUGCCGGUUUAUUUCAUAUUUCAGUUUCAAAAUCAAGUAAUGAAAAUGAAUUUCAAACAAAACGCAUUAUCUUGAGAAGGUUUUUAGGAAGAAAGGAGAGGAAAAUAUCGAGUUCCAGAGUGGUCCCUCUAGGGUUUAAGGCUGAAAAAAAACCUUAUGCGGGUCGAAAAAGUGAUCCCUAUAGGGGUUUAGGGUCUGGCCCCUUAGCCCCUAUAGCUCAAGUGGGCCCUACAGGGGUCUUUCAACUUCAUUUAAAAACGCUUAUUUUUUUUAUUGGAAACGCUUCUACUUUACAUAAAAAUUAUCGAUUAGCAUGUGCCAUAUAGGGACCACUUUUGCAAGCUUUAAGUGGUCCCUAGAGGGGAAUCUCCGAGAGCCCUCAAAUUUGCCCCUUCAGAGACCACUCUGAAGUUUUUAAAGUUAGAGAAAAUUUAAUGGAAGAAAUUCUAGGGGUUAAUUUUUAAUGUAAGAAAGUUGAUUAACCUAAAAAAAAUUCGAAAAGUCUGAUUUCUUUGUGCCCUCUCGUGUUCACGUGCUUUUUUCAAGUCUCUAACUUUUUCGGACCUGGGUAACAAAAGCCGGGGAGCAGUUCUAGGGGUCACUUAAGGAUACGGACGCUCCUAAAGUGGUCACUAGAAAUGCUCCGAUUCGCGUUACCAAGGUCCGAGCUCUUGGUCGGUAAGAGAGAAGAGGGCGCAGACAGGUCAGACUGUUUCAAGUCUGUUUAAAAUGCUUCGAAAAAAAGGUUAACGAUGUUCCAGACAACGCCUAUUCACAGGAGAAAGAACGAGAGCUGAGCGAGUACUUAACUAAUGCGGAACUCGUCAAGAAGGUUUGAAAUGGAAGUUGAAUUUUGAAAAAAACGGCUCUUCGCCUCGAGACCUUUAUCUAUGCUCCUUUAAAUUUUCUGGCCUAUUUUAAACCAUUCUUCUCCUCAAAAAAAAUCAGCUUUUUAGCCCACCCCACAAAUCGAAUAUUCCGUGGACAGUUUCGCGACGAUGCAAAAGCCUGACGAACAGCCGGUCCCACCCAGCUUUUUCAACGCCAAAACUUUUGUCGCCAAGCCGGCGAGGUAAAAAAAACGUCGAAGAAAUUUUUAUCAUAAAUUUCCAGCAACGUUUACGCUCCCCGAAUAGCAAAGCCGUCGGAGAACCUGAAAAACUUUGCCAAAGUCCAUCCGCAGGUCGUCAGCUCACUACAGAGGCCCAUGGUCUACCGAGGCCACGAAAUUAUCAAACCCAAGGUACAGAAAAAGCUCUGGUCACGGCUGGCAUCAGAAAUUGGGUCUCGACACGAUAAUGAAAGAGAAGUGUCUGGUUAGUGGAGAGCGCAGACAAGGUAGAGACGCGAUAUGCUCGGCCAGAGUCCUGAGUAUAUAGUCUGAUCAGUAAUUAUCAGAAAUAAUCAAAAAGUUGACUCCGCCCUCAAGACUACAGUAUCCUUCGUGUCGAUGUUUUAUCGGUUUUUUCGAUGAUGGUCCUUUAAUAGGGCUACAUUUUCCGUGUUUUUUUGAAAAACAAAUAGAUUAGACCAGUUACUUUGAUCCAUUGAACCCUAAAGUGGCUACUAAAAUGUUUAGUGGUCUAGUAGUAGCACUUAGACACCUACAGUAACCCCUUAAGUGACCACUAAUUGGACUACUAUAGUGGCCCCUAAAACGUCGAAAUCCUAUAGAGGCCACUAAUAAUUUUCCCAGUAGAUCAAUGAUCCUUGAAUAUAGUCUGUUCAGGUUUUUAAUUUCAAGUGCAAUGACGUCAUUCACAAACACUCUGUGGAUAGCUCGCUCUCUGAUUGGUUUAUCGCAACAUUAGGGGCGGAACUUGAGCGACGAUUUGACAUUCAAAACCUGAACAGACUAUAGCGUUAUACCAUAUUCGAAACAACUUUCGCGAAUUUCAAAAUUAUCUCUGACUCUCCAAAAUAUAGUUAUCUUUUCACGUCACUGCGAGAAAACGACGAAAUAGCAUGCGGCAGAGAAAAAUCAGGGUGCGCCUUGCACAUCUACUAAAAGACCUCAAUUUCAGUCUAACUCAACGUUGCCAUCGACGCCGUACCCCUGGCCGUCGAAUCCGCCCCCAAUCGUCCCGAUCCAAGCUUCCAAGUUCCCUGGGAAUGGCGCCAUCUCCGGCCUCAACCCGAAUGCCAAACUCGACCUCUGCUGUCGUAAGCAGCGGGUUAGCCCCGUCUGUCAGAGUCUCUGCAACUUUGACACCUUCAAUGAUAAGACGGUAGGGAAGCUUUGAAGAUCUCUUUCAUUCGCAAGCUUGAAGUUUUAUAGUCAAUCCUUCCUGACUUGUAAGGCGAGUUGCUUAGGAGUUAUAGAGAGGUCCCUAUAGGGGUUAGGGAAAAAAACGGUCCCUAUAGGGGACGAAAAAAUGAUCUCUUCAGGGGUUAUAUCCAGAUGAUACCUAUAGAGGUUUCGAGUCUGACCCCUCAGUCCCCAAAGCUUAAGUGGUCCCUAUAGGAGUCUUCCAAUUUCAUUCAAAAACGCUUAUUUUUUUAAUUCUUCACAUGGAAAUGCAUACAGUACAUACAGAAAUUUGUCGAUUAGCAUGUUCCCUAUAGGGACCACUUUCGCAAGCCUUAGUGGUCCUGGAGAGGACUCUGCGAGGGUCCCUAAACUAGCCCCUAUAGGGACCACUUUUGCAAGCCUUAGUGGUCUUAGAGAGGACUCUUCAAGGGUCCCUAAACUAGCCCCUAUAGGGACCACUAUUGCAAGCCUUAGUGGUCCUGGAGAGGACUCUGCGAGGGUCCCUAAACUAGCCCCUAUAGGGACCACUUUUGCAAGCCUUAGUGGUCUUAGAGAGGACUCUUCAAGGGUCCCUAAACUAGCCCCUAUAGGGACCACUAUUGCAAGCUUUAGUGGUCCUAGAGGGGUCUCUCCAAAGGUCCCUAAAGUAGCCCCUAUAGGGAUCACUCUGGAGCUCCUCUAUCAUACUCCUACAAAUAAGGAUUUUGAUCUGAAACCCCCUUUUUCACUGGCUAGAUUUAUGUGUGUGUCCAAAUUCAGCUGAUGACGGCGUUCCUGACCAACCAGUGCCCGGGCCCGCAGUUGGGCCACGCCUACGAGUGCGCGAGUUCGCGAGCCGACCACACGGCCUGCUGCGAACGGACCGGCGUCGUCGCCUUCCAAGGCGGCAAGUGCCUGCCCUUCUGCCGAACCCACGUCGCCACCCCGUCAAACGUCCUCGACUACUUUGUCUGCCUCCAGGUACCUUUUGACACUUUGAAACGGUUCCCAACUUCCUAAACCCAUAAAUUGUGAAAUCGAAUGGGAUUUUCCGCCUUUCUCUCAGGAUGGCCAUGAAACUCGCAGAUAAUUCAUUAAUUUCAGCUUCUUCUGAUUAAUUAGAGUUCAUUAAGGGAUUCAGACGCUUGAAUUUGAUCACUCCCGAGCCUUCAUAGACCGUUUGUUACAGCUUAAAACUGUCUGACUUCUCUGUUCUCUCUCCGUUUCGCCGAUACUCUCGCUAUCACAUGUUUCUAUGACCUCGCCGGCGAGAGAAAAGAGAGAUUAGACGGGUCAGACAGUUUUAAGUGCGAACAAUACGAAAUCCAUUCACUACUCGCUUAUUAUGCCAAGAAAAGUGUACUCCAUCGCAAUGAGAGAAAAGAGAGGGCAGACAUUGAAAAAAUCUCUCGGACCUUGGUAACGCGAACGGGACGUGUCAAGGCAUUUAUAGUGACCACUUUAGUAGCCUCAGCACACUUAAGUGAUUCCUAGAAUCGCCCAGAAACGUCAAUUUCGCGUUACCAAUGUCCGAGCAAUUUUCAAUUUUUGAAAAAGCGGUUUCAAAGAUAGAAAUAGACACAAAUUUCAAGUUAGUUCGCUGGAGCACACUUUCCCGCUCAAGUAGAGCUAGCAGUGACCUAACUAUUUUUAAAUCAGCUUCAUUUUUUUUUAUUCUCAAAAAUUCUAGGUUUUCGAGUCGAUCAAAGGCUGCUACCGCGACCAUCAGCUCACUCAUCCCAACAUUUUCGGCGACUAA
Messenger RNA from Caenorhabditis auriculariae, 18531 nucleotides. NCBI's taxonomy places the organism in Eukaryota, Metazoa, Nematoda, Chromadorea, Rhabditida, Rhabditidae. The record is from the annotation of a GenBank genome assembly.